This is a messenger RNA of Pelagomonas calceolata, 1167 nucleotides long. The record is from the annotation of a GenBank genome assembly. NCBI's taxonomy places the organism in Eukaryota, Pelagophyceae, Pelagomonadales, Pelagomonadaceae.
AUGAUUCUCACGCACUGCGCCGUCUGUGCUGUCGAACUUGGCUUAUCCUUGGGCAAGAAAUGCGGCCGCUGCAGCACGCGCUACUGCGGCGCCGAGUGCCAGAAACAACACUGGGAGCAAGGCGGCCACGACAAGCUAUGCAAAUUGAUAAAAAAAUCGGGUGGAGCCGAGCAGUAUCAUGCAAACACGAAAUACUCAGAGGCCGUAACGGUCGCGGCGGAGGCGUGCGCGGAGGACACGAAGGGGCAGACGUGCUACAUCUGCACGCAGGCCCUCCACUGGAAAACGAAGGAGGGCCUCGUGCGCGGGUGUGCGUGCCGCGGGACGGCGGGCGUCGCGCACGUGUCGUGCCUGGUGGAGCAGGCCAAGAUUUUGAUGGACGAGGCCGAGGAGAACAAUUUGGGCCUCAAGGCGUUGAAUGAGCGGUGGCCGCGGUGGCACAAGUGUAGCCUGUGCGAGCAAACGUAUCACGGCGUCGUGAUGUGCGCGCUCGGGUGGGCGUGCUGGAAGACGUACCUCGGACGGCCGGAGACGGACUGGCCUCGGUGCUUGGCGAUGCAACAGCUUGGACACGGCCUAGGCGCCGCAGACCACCACGAGGACGCGUUGUCCGUAAAAGAGGCCGAGAUGGCUAUGUUGCGGCGCCUUAGCGUACCAGAAGGCGAGAUGCUCAACGUGCAGUGCAAUCUUGCGAUCACGUAUGCAAGUCUUGGAAGGCAUGAACAGGCCCUGUCGUUGCGGCGAGAUAUAUACUCCGGACGAUUGAAGCUCAAUGGCGAAGAACAUCCGGAAACGCUCAGAGAAGCCAACAAUUACGCAACGACCCUUUCAGAGCUACAACGCUACCAAGAAGCCAAGUCGCUGCUGCGCAAAACCAUGCCCGUGGCGCGACGGGUUCUCGGUGAGGAUAAUGAAACUAGGAUACUGACGAGGUGGAUUUACGCAGAUGCGCUCUACACGGACCCCGGCGCCACGCUCGACGAUCUCCGCGAGGCCGUGACGACGUUAGAAGACAUCGAGCCGAUUGCGCGUCGCGUGCUCGGUGGCGCGCACCCGAGAACAAUGGCGAUUGAGCGGACCCUGCAAAAGGCGCGAGCCGCCAGCGAAGCCAAGGCGACGGAAGCGAUCACGCCGGGGGAACGCGUGGCGGAUAAAUAAUUAUUAGUC